GUGUGCUUCGCCUCGUGGGCCAGCGGCCUCCUUCGGUCCAUCCUCCGCACUCGGACCACUUUUGCUUCUUUCCUCAAGUCUACUUUGCACCUGCCCAGGCUUGCCGGGCCUGCUCCGCCUUCUGGGGUGGUCUUCCCACUCCCCUUGCCUGCCGCUGGCGUUUUCGCCCGCUUCUCUUUGGAGUGCAGCUCCCGUCUCCGCAGGCGCAUCAUGCACAGGCGCCUGUUGCACAUUGUUUGCAUGGCUUUGAAUUUCCUGCAUUCCAACUUUGUGCCAAUACCUUUGACUGCGCUCCAGCGGCCUCCGAAUGCUGCACAGCGAAGCCUUGUUGCGCAUCUGAGCCGCCAUUUGAAGGCGUUCGGUGCCUCUGUCGGUGAGUUCCCUUUAUCCGACUCAGGCCGCCGCAAUCCCCAAUUGAUUGCACGACUCUCUGAGCUAACGUCUUUUCUUUCUGCAGCCUCCGCUGCCACGGGGGACACUUAUGCUGAUCGUUCAGGUACUGUGGUUCCAAUGCACAACGAUGCCUUCCCUGGCCUUGAUCCUUUCAAGUCCUUGGACGUUUCUCGUUUGAAGCUCUCGGGGCGUGGCCUUUGGGAUCCCCUGCCCCAUCUUCCUGCAGAGCUCUACAUGGCCUUCGCCGAGCCCUCCUGCCUGGCCCAUGGCGUUCUUCCCCCUGAUGACUUUGUCCCUGUGUGGACCCGCGAGGACCCUCGCGAGACAGCCAGGCUUGCCUCUCUCUGGGAUGAGCUUGGGCUCCUUCGCCUCGCCUCGGCUAGCGCCUGCUCCUCAGACAGCUUUAGGCUCGCCAGGGCUUUCAACUGCUACAAGGGACCGGAUAAAGACAGGAUGAUCAUAGAUCGUCGUGGGCAGAACUGGGCCGAGUCCCGGUUACCCGGGCCCAGCAUCUACAUACCUGUUGGCCCCAUGCUGGGCAUGCUGGAGGUUGACCCGCGACGGCAGUCGCUUUACUGCGCCGCCACCGACCGCAAAGAUUUUUAUCAUCAAAUAAGGGCCCCACCCCGCAGAUGCAUCACCAACGUUUUGGGCCCAGCUAUCCCGCGCGCAUGGGUUUCCAGUACCAAGGCUCUCGCCAGCCCUCUUCGCUUUGCCCCCUUCGGUCAAGGCCUUGCCUCGGCGCGCUCUGGUUCCCAAGGCCGGGGCUCACUGCUCUUCAACCCCGGGGACUACCUUGUUUGCUUCGGUGCGGUCGCUCAGGGGGAUCACUUGGGUGUGGAGAUAGGCAGCGCUGCUCAUGGCUCCAUCCUGGAGGCCGGUGGUCUACUUGACCCCUCCUGCCGCCUCUCCUCGAACCGUCCUUUUAAGGGCACCACCGGCGCACAGGGCCUGGUCAUAGACGAUUUUUUCUCCAUAAGCAUCCAUGAUGACAGCGCCCCCUCGCCCCCGGCCUGCCUUGAUCAUCUGGCCACUGCAAAAGCCAUCUACCAUCGAGAGGGGCUCCUUGGAUCUGAUGAUAAAGAUGUCGCAGGGCUGCCCUUCGCGAAGAUAGCAGGAGCCGAGGUGAAUUCCACCCCUCAGGUUCGUGCUCUUGGCUUGUGUACCAUAGCCAGUCCCGCCUCGAAGCGUGCCGCCUUAGCUGCCAUCUCUCUGGAAGCCUCCCGGUUCCUGCACAUCACUGACAGCCUCAUGCUGUCUUUGCUGGGGAGUUGGACUUCGGCACUCCUCUUUCGUCGGCCCUUGAUGUCUGUAUUUUCUGCGGUCUAUGACGUGUGCCAUGCAGCCUCUGUUCGCCCGAGCCGGCCCGUGCUGAGGUCUUUGCCCAGGCCUGCCGCCCAGGAGCUUGUGCUUAUCAGUGUGCUGUCUCCCUUGGCCAGCUGUGACGUCGCCGCCCCCUUCCACGGCCGGCUCUAUGCCACCGACGCCUCGGAGGAGAAGGGGGGCUAUGUCGUUGCCGAAGCCAGUGUGGACCUCCUUCGGCCCCUUUGGAGGACGGCUUCAAAGAAAGGCGGUUACAGCCGCCUUCUCUCCAAGGAGGAGGCCUUGCUGUCUAGGUUCUCCGAUCCUGAGACCUAUGACUUGAGGAUGCUGUGUGCGCCACCUACAGCUUCGCCUGUCAGGCCCCUCGCUUUCUACUUUGACUUCUUGGAGGUUGGCUGCACCGCGGGCCAGGUUACUUCUUUGGUCGCUUCGCUCGGCCUUGCCGUUGGGCCCGUCUUCUCCCUGCGGGAGAGCCCUGCCUACGAUCUUAAAGACCUCCGGGCUAUUGAGUGGAUUUUGCAUUUACUCGAGCACCGCCGCAUCAAGUGUAUCAUGCUUGUGCCUCCCACUCUCUACUCGGUUGGGGGCACUGCCGGCAAGACAUCGGGGCCUCGUCCCUUUGGCCCGUGGCGUUCUUCUGGGUCGGCUCCUGCUGCUCACCGCACCACCGCUGCGCAUCGCUGCUUGCUUCUCUUCCAAGCCGCGUUGCGGUGUGGCGUCCUUGCCGUGUUGGCGCCUUUCCGAGCCUCCCGCCUUAUCGGCUCCAUUGUUUGGCAUCGUCUUGUGCUGCUGGGUGCCACCCAGUAUGAUGUGUGUCAGUGUGCCUUCGGAGGCCCCUGCCGCAAGGGUUGUAAGUUCCUUGCUUUUGGCAUUGAUUUGUCCCCGCUUGCGGUGCCUUGCUGCUCUGGGCCCUUUAGUGACCAUAGCGGCUCCCUUCAGCCCGCUGGCCUUUUCCUUUCUUCGCUCUUUGCUAGAGCUCUUGCCUCUGAGAUUGACCGUGCUCUGUGUCGUGUCGCUCGCGUCAGCACCCUCCGCGAGCCCUCUGUCGAGGGGCUUGAGAGCUGCGUGAUCAAUGAUGUUGUGCUGUCCCUUCGUUGGGUCCCGGGUGCUGAUUGGUGUUGGCGGGCCACAGCCCACAUCAAUAUACUUGAGACGGCCUCGAUUUUACGGCUGCUUCGCACCCUCGCCCCUUUUGCUCCGUUGCGGGUUGUGAUCCUGGUUGACUCUUCAGUCGCUUUUCACUCCUGUGCCAAGGGCAGGAGCCCUUCCCGUGGACUCCAGCCUAUCCUCAGAAAGAUCUGUGCCGUGUGCGUGGCCUCAGGGAUCUAUGCUGCCUUCCACUUUGUGCCCACUCGCUUGAAUCCAGGCGACUGUCCUACCCGUGACCUGCCACUUCCGGUGCCUUCUGCGUCAUCCUUUUGGGCUUCUCUGUGCACCGACGAGCUUUACGAGGCCUUGGCUCAGCCUAAGCUUCGUCGUUGGGCCUCAAACUGGGUUCGGCUUGUUGUUCUUGCCUUUGGGCAUCCGCCUGCGUACCGGCCUUCUCUUGGCUGGCGCUCUUUGCACUGCACGUCAAAGGCCUUCGACUCUACCCUGGGCUAUCCUGGAGAGGGUCCUUUCUUCGGGGUUUUCAGGGUUUGGUUCUUUUGGGUUGCUGCCUUAGCCGCCCCGAGCCAUGUCCUUCGCCCGCGUCACGCUGCGGAUUGGAAAAGGUCCCGAGCUAGGUCCGAGUUGGUUCUGGGCGAGGGCCGACCAGUUGAACAGGUCACCCAGAAGCGACGUGAGAAACUCCUCCUCGCUUUUUCGGACUGGCUGCUUCAGCAGGACGAGACUUUUGAGUCGCUGCUUGACUUAAGCCCUGCCACGACUAAGAAGCUCAACGUUCUUUUGGUACGCUACGGAAGGCAACUGUUCGAAGCUGGAUGGCCCUACUCUCACUACAGCGAGGUCAUCAACGCCGUCAGUAGCCGGGAACCUGCACUUCGCAGGUCCUUGCAGAUGGCCUGGGAUCUGGCCUUCGCUUGGCUUCGGGAGGAACCUCACUCUCAUCACGUUGCUCUACCCUGGCAGGUCUUGGUUGCUGCCAUCACGACUGCCCUCAUCUGGGGGUGGCCCCGGGUUGCAGGCCUUCUGGCCCUGACGUGGGGAGCUGUCCUUAGGAUAGGCGAGGCUUUCGCCGCCCUGCGAUCGGACCUGGUUCUACCUAGUGAUGUUUAUGACACGGUGCAUUUCUGCUUGCUGUCGAUCAGUGAACCAAAGACUCGCUUCAAAGCUGCCCGUCACCAGUCGGCAAAGCUAGACCAACCGGACUUGCUUGCAGUCGUACGGUUAGCCUUUGGUCAUCUGAAAGGUGGCUGCAAGCUGUGGCCCUACUCAGCCUCUACGUUCCGGAGCCGCUUCGAAGCCAUCAUGCACCGUUUGGGCACGGACCGCUGGUCGGGACAGGGCACGAAGAAGCUAGACUUGGGCUCUCUCCGAGCAGGAGGGGCCACCUGGCUUCUGCACUCCUCUGAGGACUCGGAGUUGGUUAGAAGACGUGGUCGUUGGCUGAACAGCAGGACGAUGGAGAUUUAUAUCCAGGAGAUUUCUUCCCUGCAGUUUAUUCACCUCCUGGAGCCAAGUUCACGCCAGCGCGUCUUCGCUUUGGUGGACAGCUUUCACGCGGUUUUGCUCGUGGCCGAGCAGCUGCAGGCAUCAUUGAUGCCGACCGAGCGCUGGUAUUCUCACUAUGCCGGUGGCUAG
Molecule: messenger RNA, 4458 nt
Organism: Symbiodinium sp. CCMP2456
Lineage: Eukaryota; Dinophyceae; Suessiales; Symbiodiniaceae
Source: the annotation of a GenBank genome assembly